GGUCUCGGGGUGCCCCUGAUGGCAGCACUGACUUGAUGGGAGUCUCAGGUAUUUGAAGUGACACUUUAUUCUUGAUACCUUAGGGGCCACUCCUUGGCCCACUCCUGGGUUCGGUCUCUUCCGAGAUGGUUUUUCUUAAUUAGCCUGAUACCGCUCUCCAUGCUUGGCUUCUGUCAGCCUGGAGCAGCCAUCUCACGUCAGCAUUGUCUCACAACGGUCAGGUGACCUCUGUCAGUGCUGCCAUCAGGGAAACCCGGAGACCCUUCUGAUGUCACCCUAUGGCCUCACAAAAGGUGGCUGGCUAUAAGUGCCCUGAGCAGCGUGCCUGCGGCCAGUCCGGCUGGUGGUAGUCGAGAGCUCGAGGUCCCACGGCUGGAAGGCGAGAGAGAGGCGGAGGUGUGGCAAGAGGCACACGCGAAGCCAGUCUUGUUGCACGCAAGCCAUCGAGGGCCUUCGUAGUGUUCCUGGUGGCACGCUGGUGACACUUGAGGCGUUGAGGUCCUGCCGGCGACCCGCGAGGCAAGGGAAGUGCUGAAGACCCCAGGCUGCUGCUAAGCGCCUGGCACCAGGGCAGCCUCCCCCAGAGGACGACCAGCUCCACGUCGCGGCGGCUGCAGGCACCAUGAACCAGCCACAGCAGGAGCAGCCAGAGGAGGCCCCCGGGGACGAGACGUGCCCCAUCUGCUUGGACCAGCUGUCCAACACAGCUUGCGUGGACACCUGCAGGCACUCCUUCUGCCUGCAGUGCAUCCAGGCCUGGGCCGCAGAAAGAGACACCUGCCCGCUGUGCCGCGGGCCCAUCCUUGCAGUUGUGCGCCUGGCCCGACGACCCCGAAGAAUGUUCCAACGCGACACGCGGCUGGGGCGGCAGCAGCAGCAGCAGCAGCGGCAGAGGAGCCCCUCAAGCUACCGCUCCCACAGCGUCUCGCCCAGGCGCAGGGAGCGCAGCCCCCUUGAAGCGCGACAGCUUGUCCGCAGCCGCUCCUGGCGCUUGGGACAGGACAGGCACAGACUGCCACUGUCCCUGUGGUACGACACCGAGGACAUAGAGUGGCUACGUCGGGUCCAGCAGGAGGAGCCGGGGUCUGGCGACCACGCGGGCCGGCAGACCAGGCCCCGCAACUGAGCAGGCGGCCACGCCUCACCUGGGGACGCGCUGGGGGUGGCAGCCACAAUUACCCCAGGAAUAAAUUACAACUUUUCCACCCUGCAAAGCCUCUGCCUGCACUUAUUCCUGCAUCGGUCAGAAGGGGGGGGAGGGGCGGGGGGAGCGGGGUACUGAACGCAGCCCUCUCCUGCUGCCUGCGCCACAGAUUGGUUUGGGGAUGUCUGCUCCUGAUGGGGAGCGGCUGCGGGUGGCGGGUCCCCGAGUGAGACUUGGGGGUGAGAAGUCAUUUGGGGGAUGAGAAGUCAACGUGGGAAUGGGAAAGUGUUGGGGAUGGGAGCAGCCACAGAGGUGACCUGGCCCGACUGGGACAAAGGCUGACAGCAAAAGUCUCCUAAAAGCCUGCCAGAAGAGAACGCCUGCCAGCUGGGGAACCGGGCCUGGCAACCUGCAGCACCCUUGGAAGGCGCUGCUGGCCUCCUGCAAGUGCAGCCUAAGGGUACCUAA
Messenger RNA from Cygnus olor (mute swan), 1612 nucleotides. Its product is annotated as E3 ubiquitin-protein ligase Topors-like. NCBI's taxonomy places the organism in Eukaryota, Metazoa, Chordata, Aves, Anseriformes, Anatidae. Gene Ontology annotation, biological process: protein autoubiquitination. Gene Ontology annotation, molecular function: ubiquitin-protein transferase activity. Bases 623 to 1126 code for a protein of 167 amino acids. The transcript is spliced from 2 exons. The record is from RefSeq and is a predicted model, not a curated record.